Papilio polytes (common Mormon) is the source of this 1648-nucleotide messenger RNA. RefSeq lists its product as uncharacterized. Bases 21 to 1286 code for a protein of 421 amino acids. The record is from RefSeq and is a predicted model, not a curated record. NCBI's taxonomy places the organism in Eukaryota, Metazoa, Arthropoda, Insecta, Lepidoptera, Papilionidae. The transcript has 2 exons.
UUAAACAAGAUACUAGUAAAAUGUCCUACAACUUUACAGGCGAUGUAGAAAAUAUCAAUUCUCGACAUUUUGAAUUUAUCAGUGAAGUGUUAAAUAAAAAUGGAUAUAAAGGAACAGAUGUGAAUAUAAAAAAUGUCGGUAAGAAAGGUGAUAAUUACGGUUCAAGAGUUAAAAGAAUCGAAGUAACAUUUGAAGAUGGGAAAGAAUUCAAAAUUAUAGUAAAAAUUGCACCCGAAGAUUCGAUAAUCAGAGAUCAAAUAAAUGCGAACGAUUUAUUCAAGAAUGAAACUGUAAUAUUCAAUCAAUUAUUACCGAAAUUAAGAGAAAUACAAGAAAAAUUUGGUGUACCAGUUGAAGAUUUAUUUAAAUAUCCCAUUUGUUAUGGGACUAACGAUGAAUUGACGAACGAAAUAAUAUUACUUGAAGAUCUAGAGACGCGUGAUUUUCAAAUGCUAGAUAAAACAACGCCAUUAACCAACGAAGCUGUUAGACUGAUACUUAGAGAUCUAGCAAACUUCCAUUCUUUGUCAUUCGUUUUGAAAUACAAAGAUCCUGUGUUAUUUAAUAAUUUUAUGGGUACUUUAGUAAACUCAAUGAUAAACGAGAAAACGAUCGCUCAAACUCAAAUGUUUUUCGAGCAUACACUGAAUGAUUUGAAGUCUAUAUUUGAUAAUGACCGAUACAAGAAUGUUAUCACUGAUAUAUCACAAUAUUUAGUGAAGAAUUGGAUGAAAUUAAUGAAAAGUGAUGCAGGGUCGAAGUACAGUGUUAUCCAACACGGUGACUUAUGGACUAACAAUAUUAUGUUUCAGAUGCAGGGAAAUCGACCUACAGACUGCAUAUUCAUAGACUACCAGCUCUCACGAGACAGUCUCCCAGUCUCAGACAUCCACUAUUUACUCUUCAGUUGUACAGACUACCAAACUAGAUCUAAACAUUACAAUGAAUGGAUGGACUACUAUCACUCGGAACUGGAAAGAUAUCUAUCAUAUUUCGAUCUUAAAGUAAACUACGUUUAUCCGAGAGAUAAAUUCGAUGCUGAUUUAAAAAGAUACGGUAAACCUGGACUUGGGAUAGCAUUUAUUAUGGUCAAUUUUGCACUUAGACAGACACAAGAAGCGCCUGAUCUAACAAAUAUAGACGGAACUAAUCUACCAGAUAAUCUUAAAGUGGGAUCACUUAUGGAUAAAACUGUUGAAUCGAUUAAGGAGCGUGUAGAAGGUCUUAUUGAAAGCUGUUUUGAGUUCGGGUAUUUACCCGAACCAUCAAAGGCAACGUUUAAAUAGUUAGUCAUGAAACUGUUAAAUAUGUUUUUGUAUCUAUGAAAAUAUUUUCACAAAGUUUAUAAUAAAAUUUACACAUUAAAUGUAAAAAUAAGUUAUUAAAAUUGGUCAUUGUUUUAACAGUUUGAUAAAUUGGUAGCAAUAUUUAACCUUGUGGUUAUUAUGCAUUUACACGUAGCGCCUGCUGAAUUACAACGAGCAACAUGUUGCGGAUGGUCACGGAACAAAACAGAACAUCGAAUAAUGUCUUGGGAUUUCAUGGUUGUAAAGAAAGUUACAUUAAGAUUAUUAUUUUUAUUGUUCUACAAUAUUAGCACUAAGGUAUAGUUUACGUAUUAUUUUUUUUAUAACAAAAGGGGGCAAAC